This is a messenger RNA of Ornithodoros turicata, 1456 nucleotides long. Its product is annotated as oxidative stress-responsive serine-rich protein 1-like. The transcript has 3 exons. Lineage: Eukaryota; Metazoa; Arthropoda; Arachnida; Ixodida; Argasidae. Gene Ontology annotation, biological process: cellular response to hydrogen peroxide. The record is from RefSeq and is a predicted model, not a curated record. Bases 215 to 790 code for a protein of 191 amino acids.
UGCGCAGUGACUUGCAUUAUAUCCAGCUGCUAUUGCCGACCCGCAAAUAUUUUUGCGAAUUCGUUUGGGUGCAACUUGCAUGAAUUGAGUCUUGAAGCAGUUGUCACCAGGAUCCGCUCUAGUUUCGUCUGGAACCGUCUGACCCAGAUUUGGCGCAAGUAAACAAGGUCCAAAAAAACGCGCAGAAGCAAGUCAUGAUAGAAGUCUACCGGGAAUGGCACAGCAUGUAGAAGUUGAAGACCUGCAAACUGCAUUCAAAAAGCUUCGUGUGAACAUUUCUAGCUCCCACAGAACGUCCGGCAUCCAGCGUCACCAUCACUACCACCACCAUCACUUGUCGACACCCCCGAGAAAAUACCGGCCACGACCACUCCCGUCACUAGACGUAUCAACGUCUCCAAAUUCAGUAAAGCAAAAUAUCCUUCAGAAGGAACCUAAAAUGUCGGAACAGCCGCAAAAUCCGCAGCAAGGCCACGGCCAACGUGUCUUCGGUGAAAGCCUUUCGGAAAACCUCGACUUUGCGUCUCUACAAAUCAAUGAUGCCCCAACUCGUGAUAAGGACGCACAAAGACUGCCGGACAUUUGUACCUUGAGUGUGGAUGGCUCUGGAGUGAGGACGGCGCUGACACCAGAGGUCAGGGCCAUGUUGAGGCCAUCGUCAACGGAUCUGACCUGUUCCCAGCAAGCACGAAUGGACGAUACGACUGUGGACGAGUUAGCGGGCUACUUCGAUAACCUCGUAUAUAUUCCGAGGAAGAUGUCGCUCAUGGCAGAGAUGAUGUACACGUAACAAAGGAGGUAACCGUACGCAUUCCAGAGACUUACAGUGGUUUGUGUUUGUUACCGCGAGGAAAUUUAACGCACGUGUUCUGAUGCUGCAUUAGCUAGGCAGGAGCUGGAGAGAACUGGCCGUGCUACAAGACUGGGCAGUACCUCUACGGUUACGCUGUGGCUUAGAUGCUAAAUUUACUUUUCUGCAUUUGUGUUCUGCACUCAGUUGAGAGCAAAAUGAAAAAGUAAAAAAAAACAUAAGCAACUCUGAGUUCCUUCGUUUGGUAGUCACAUAUUGUAACCUGAGGGGAUUCCACCAAAGGUUUUUUUUUCUUCCUGUCGGGGCUUUCAGUACUGUUCAUCCAAUAAAAUUUGGCUCACAUUUUUCAUAUUUGCGAAAAGCAUGUUUACAGAAAUGAGAGCUUAGCAAGCCUGCGUUAAUUUUACCACUCACAACAGUGAAAAAUGGGUUUGUGGUUGAUAAUGAACAAAGGUAGCAGAAAAGUAUUCAAGAGUGUUUGAAUAGAUAAUGAUUUUCAGAAAGGUUACGGGACUUAUCUGAAAGCCAGUGCUCCGACUGUAACAAGCUCUUUAUUGUAUUAUUGUUCCUUAUUGUAAGGCAUUCUUUUCUAAUCUUUUGUCCCGAGCCUGUGUUCUGAAGCAAUAAAAGCAUUGUUUAUUAAGA